This is a messenger RNA of Lymnaea stagnalis (great pond snail), 240 nucleotides long. NCBI's taxonomy places the organism in Eukaryota, Metazoa, Mollusca, Gastropoda, Lymnaeidae. The record is from the annotation of a GenBank genome assembly.
CGUUCCAGGAAACUCAAAGAAGAAUUGGACAGUCUCCAGCAGCAGCUGGCCAUCAAGUCCGUCACCCGCACCCAGGACAAGAAACUUGUCGAUCUCCGCCUGUGCCGGCUGUGCUUCAAGACGAAAUUUGCCGACGGCGUCGGUCGCGUGUGCAGCGACUGCCAGCAGAGGGUGUGCCCCCAGUGCGGGGCCUUCUCUAAGCCCAAGUGGAACGCUAAGAGAAACAAGGUUAGUCGGUGA